CCAGUGCAGAUUGCAACGACGCUUAGACACGCGAUGGCGCCGCCGACCGCUGCGACGCCACGCAUACCUCCGCCGCCAUUGCGAGACGAGCCCAAGGCGGCGCCGACGCCCUCGGCAGUCGACGGUGGCCGCAAGCGCCCGGCGACGACGUCGAGCGACGCGACCAUGCCCGUCUUGAAGCGCAAGCCGCUGGUCGUGCAGACGCUCCUCGACGCCACUGGCGCAGGUGUCACGCUCCGCCUACCAUCCAAGACCGACGCUUCCAGCCAGCGCAUUACACCUGUCGGCAAGGUGCGCAAGCUACGCCAUGUACAGGGGUCUGCCAAGUCCGUGCGCACGCUGCCUGGUGUUGGCUUUGGCACAACACCACGGUUUCCACGGUCACCGCCACUCACCGCACCGACAAGCAACCCUUCAUCGCGCGCUGCCUCUGGGUUUCAAGGAUGGAAGCGAGCACGGUCGUCGACAACUGCCAUCACCACCCAUAGUACAAAGCCCAAGGCGUUGAAGGCUGCUUCAACGUCUGUACCAAAGCCUCCAACGACGCCUGUCCAGGCAAGCCGGAAACCAUCCCACAAAACAGCAACGACUGCGUCCACGACCGCGAGCUCUGCAAUCAAGCCCGUGACGCCAUGUCGUCCGGUCCAGGAAGCGUCGACGACACCACCGGCGCCGCCACGUACCGACAACGACGAGGCGACGUUGGUCUCUCAGAUCGUAGCGUCCAUCCAAGCGCGCUCGUGCCGCUUGGUGUGUAUCGACUUUGACAAGACGCUGCUCGACAUCCACACCAACGGCGAGUGGACAAAGACGGCCGAAGACCUCGUAGGCCAUGUGCGUCCGCUCUUCGUAUCGAUCUUGCCGCAGCUGCAUGUACAUGGCGUGCACCUGGCGAUCACGACCUUCUCGCCCCAAGCCGACCUCGUCCAGCGCGUCUUGCAGCUGGUCCUGGACCCAACGACCGCCAACGCCAUCCCUGUCUUUGCUGACAACGCGCGUCCAUCGCCGGUCGAGGAUACGAACGAUGACGACGACGACGCAUCAAUUCCAGCGCAUGUGCGAUUGGACAAGAGGCACAAGCUGUCGUAUGUACUGUCGGCGGCGCGUCACCGGGCGGUGCGCCUUGGCCACGCGCUCUUGAUGGACGAUGACGCGACGAACCUCCAUGACGUGGCAGCGUACAAUGUGCAGACGCUGUGGUAUGAACACCACGAAUCGCUGCAGUCGUUGGCGGCCAAGCUCUCGACGCCCACAGCGCACACGAACGCUCAUGCGACGCCGGUGAAGACGGCCCACGUCGCUGCUCCUCGCUCCGAGCGCGUUGGACGACCUGUCAAGCCCAAGAAACAGCGCGCCCUCGUCUACUAGCGGCGUGUUGUGGUUACUGUCGGCACGAAGUCGACAAUGACAGUACAGUAGGGCCGUCGCACUCGCAAGUCUUUCUAGCGCUGUAAAGGGCAAAUAUACUUAAAGGUUAUUAGUGGUAUAGAGAUAGCAGCGUGUUCACGCCGUGUCAU
This is a messenger RNA of Saprolegnia diclina VS20, 1517 nucleotides long. RefSeq lists its product as hypothetical. Lineage: Eukaryota; Oomycota; Saprolegniomycetes; Saprolegniales; Saprolegniaceae. Bases 34 to 1368 code for a protein of 444 amino acids. The record is from RefSeq and is a predicted model, not a curated record. The transcript has a single exon.